This is a messenger RNA of Knipowitschia caucasica, 426 nucleotides long. The record is from the annotation of a GenBank genome assembly. Lineage: Eukaryota; Metazoa; Chordata; Actinopteri; Gobiiformes; Gobiidae.
AUGCGCGGGGUCAGGGUGCGAUUGCUGCUGCUCUGGUUGAGCUUCACUACGACGUUUGUAUCUCUGGAGGUGAAACGUUGUGGGUCAGAAGACGGACUUGUGCUGAUCGAGAAUAUCACGGCCCGGCAGCCAGACUGGGGAGCAGACACACAGCUGUACACGCCCACUGAACAACAGAUCGAGGAUUGCAAACGCUCGGCUCUGAAGUGUAUGAGCAAAGAGGUGGAGGCUCUGCUGGAGGAGUGGACCAUCAACGAAAGAGACCUCGUGAGGACUUUUCGCACGCUGGCGAAGAAAACCCAAAACCAGAAAGAGAGCUGUGAUCCAUGUGAGAAGUUCACUGUGCAACCAGCGCUGACCUUCCUCCAGUUUCUAACAGACACUUUGCAAAAGAUCAACACACUUUGCAAAAGUAGAGGACGAUAG